Messenger RNA from Anneissia japonica, 2188 nucleotides. RefSeq lists its product as uncharacterized. The coding region runs from base 122 to 1450 and encodes 442 amino acids. The record is from RefSeq and is a predicted model, not a curated record. The transcript has 6 exons. Lineage: Eukaryota; Metazoa; Echinodermata; Crinoidea; Comatulida; Comatulidae.
CACAGCCAUACUGGAAUUAUUUAGCAACUAUGCAAACAUUCGCCUAGGACUUGAACACACUCUCAGCUUAGGACCAGUAGUCAUUAAUAACAAGCCCUCAUUGAAGCUGGAAAUAUCACGGAUGCGUAUCACUCACGAGGACGGUAGCAAGACAUCAACAGGUGAACCCAGUCCUAGAGUCUGUAUGCAGGUGUUAGAGUUUCUGAAGAAAGAGAUGCAAGUGCUGACAUCUGGAAUGAAGCACACACGUUAUAAGUUCCGUGUCCUGUGCUGGACAAGCUUGCGAGAAAUGCACUUCCACGAUUUGGAGGAGUGCCUGGAAAAUGUCUGUAUUCCAUGCGGGAAGGAAUUGAUAACCACAAUUAAACUUCAGAAGAUGUUCAAGAAUAAGCAACUAGUGACAGAUUCUUCAAUGCCAGCAGCAGGUUCCAGCGAUGCUGAAACAGCGCCACCAGAUUUACAAGCAGAAUUCAUCGAAGAAACUAGAAAUUUUCAAGCAAUUCAGUCGUUAAUUAUUGACUUUGGAACAAAGAAGAUGAAGGACUUCUUCUUAAAAACAGCACAGCAAACAAGCUCCUCUUUUGUUGAAUUCCUGAAGAACGAGAAAGAAAAGGGAAGCUUUGAAAAUAUGGAACAUUUCCAGGGUGAAGAUAAGAUGUUUUCACCUGAUGCUGACAUUGAUACAUUUGAUAUUGACAUCCUGAUGACAUUGAUACGUUAUUGUUGUGGAUCCACGUUUUCUGAUGAUAUGUGGCAGCAACCACAUACGAUACGCAGUCCAGUACUUGCCAAUCUGUUCCGCAUCUCUCAGUAUAAAAAGACUAAAUUAGAUCAGAAUACAAGUUGCAGAAUACCAACCAAAGACUUCGAAGAUGAAUGGAAAAGGAUAAAAGAAAUCUUCUUGAAUCUUGGCAUCACAUCCAAAGAAAUCGAAGACAUACGUCAUAAAAAAGGUUUUGACAAGACUACUAUUACAGAAAUGCAAAACUUCCAAGCAGUUAUGUCACUUGUUGUGGACCUUGGAACGGAUGUGAUGAGGAAAUACUUCCUAAGAGUCAAUAACCUAAAAGAGAAAAAUGUUGGACAGUUUCUGAUGAAUCAGAAGAGCAACUUUAGGAAGGCAAGAUUGUUUAAAGAUCAGGAGAAUAAAAUGUUUACACCAAAUGCAGACAUUAACUCAUUUGAUAUUUCAAUCAUGAUUAAAAUCAUACGCUAUUGCAAACAUUUUCCGGAUUCUUUUUGGUCACAACCCGAAAAUCAUGAUAACGUACUUCCAAAUCUAGUUCGUAUACAUCAGUAUAGAAAUACAAAACUUGCUCAUUCAGCCAGUGCAAGGAUGCCAACUAAUGUGUUCGAGGUUGAAUGGAGGAAGCUGACGUCAAUAUUACAAGGCGCUGGAGUUCCUUUAGAAAAGAUUGAUGCAUACAAGCAACUUCGAUUAGUAAUCUGACUUCAAUAUAGCCAACUAUUUGAAGUCUACACAUUCAUCAUUGUGUGUGUUAUGUCCCCUGUGGUACCAUUUGUUAGAAUUAGAUUUACCUUAUGCCACAUUCAUCAUCGGCAAUUAUAUUAUAUAUUUCAGAAUAUUAAAUAAAUAAUUUGGGACUAUUCUGUGUACACAUCGAGCGAAUCCAUUUGUUUUUUGCUGUCGGGUGAAGAGAGGGUUGCUAAAAUGUAAAUUGAGGACCUAUGGUCCGACUGAUUUAAAACGGUUGGGGGUUAUUCCCUUACCUAUUGUGGCUAUGCCCUUGGAUUGAUUUUAAUUUUAGCUAUCUUAAUCUCUUGUCACAAUGAUUUCGCACUUUUAGCUACUCACUACCAAGUGUAGGGGAAAUGACCCCUGUAUCCCUCAUGUAUUGUAUUCUUUAACGUGCACACAUGUGCGACAUUGCACACAUGUGCCACUUUGCACACAGGACCAUUAACCUAAACGUCUCAUCCGAAGGACGGUACACUGUUUUAUAUUUGCAUUUUAGUCCACUAGCCGAAGCACCACUAGGAGAUGAGGGAUGGAACUCGGGUACCAAAGGAUUUCCACCGCUCAGUGUACACAUUUCAUCAGUUUUAAGUAUUUUAACAAUUAGUCAUUUAAAUGUAUAGUUUUAUCUAUAGUUAUUUGAAACUAAUAUCUUGUGUAACAUUUUAAGUGCUUAUAAAUAGAAUCUGAAUCCGAAACUGAAAUAUAAAU